CCUUCACCGCGCCCGGCCCUGCCCGUGCGGCCGCCGCUCCCUCCGGGCAGCCCGCCUCGCCGUCCCCGCCCGAUCGCCCGCAGCGGCGGCCGGCGUGUCCCCGCGGCGCACGUACCGCCCGCUCCGAGGGCCACCCGUUGGAUUCCGGAGUUCUAAUUCUGCAGAAAGACCUCCAGGCCUCCAGCAGCCGAAAUGGAACCCAGUAAGCAGGUUCGGAUUUUGCUUCUGAACGAAAUGGAGAAGCUGGAAAAGACCCUCUUCCGAGUGGAGCAAGGGUUCGAGCUGCAGUUCCGGUUAGGCCCCACGCUGCAGGGAAAGGCCGUGAACGUGCACACCAACUACCCGCUCCCCGGACAAGCCUUCCACCGGGACCAGUUCCGCCCCCUGGAGUGGCAGCAUCCGUCGGGCAGAGAGGACGACUCGGACAAGCACUGUGCCCUUCACCUCCAGCAGGCGGGCUCCUUCCACUACUACUUCCUGGAAGGGAAUGAGAAGAGCGGUGGGGGGUACAUCGUCGUGGACCCCAUUUUACGGGUCGGUGCCGAUGACCGGCUGCUACCCCUGGACUGCGUCACCCUGCAGACCUUCCUUGCCAAGUGUCUGGGGCCCCUGGACGAGUGGGAGAGCCGGCUGCGGGUAGCGAAGGAAGCAGGCUACAACAUGAUUCAUCUCACGCCGUUGCAGGCCCUUGGAGAGUCGCGCUCAUGCUACUCCCUCGCUCAUCAGCUGCAACUGAACCCUGACUUCUCAAGACCCAAUAAAAAGUACACCUGGGAGGACGUCGGGCAGCUGGUGCAAAAGCUGAAAAGGGAGUGGGGCCUGCUUUGCAUUACCGACGUUGUCUACAAUCACACCGCCGCCAACAGCCAGUGGCUCCAGCAGCACCCGGAGAGCGCCUACAACCUGGCCAACUCGCCGCACCUGAAGCCCGCCUGGGUGCUGGACCGCGCCCUGUGGCACCUGUCCUGCGACGUGGCCGCCGGCCGGUACCGGGACCGCGGCGUGCCCGCGCUCAUCGAAAACGACCACCACAUGCAUGGCCUCCGGACGGUCAUCUGGGAGGACGUGUUCCCCAGGACGCGGCUCUGGGAGUUCUUCCAGGUGGACGUGGACGGCGCCGUCCGGCAGUUCCGGGACCGCCUGGCCCACGGAAAGAGGGAGGCGGCGAGCCCCCCGGACGCCCAGCGGCACCUGGAGAUCCUCCAGGACCCCGAGUACCGGCGGCUGGGCUGUGCCGUGGACAUAGACCUUGCCCUGGCCACCUUCAUCCCCCACAACGACGGGCCGGCCGCCAUGGACGAGUGCUGCGGCUGGUUCCGGAAGAGACUGGAGGAGUUAAACGCCGAGAAGCGCCAGCUCGUCCACUCCCACCAGGAGCAGGCCGUGAACUGCAUCCUGGGCAACGUGCUCUACGAACGCCUGGCCGGCCACGGCCCCAAGCUCGGGCCCAUCACCAGGAAAGACCCCUUGGUCACCAGGUACUUCACGUUCCCUUUUGAGGAGUCGAGCCUGUCCGCGGAGGAGGCCCUGGCGCACCUGCCCCAGAAGGCGUGCUUCCUGAUGGCGCACAACGGCUGGGUCAUGGGGGACGACCCGCUCCGGAACUUCGCAGAGCCAGGGUCCAACGUGUACCUGCGGAGGGAGCUGAUCUGCUGGGGGGACAGCGUGAAGCUGCGCUACGGGCAGACACCGGAGGACUGCCCGUACCUCUGGGCCCACAUGAGGAAGUACACAGAGAUCACCGCCACCCACUUCCAGGGCGUGCGGCUGGACAACUGCCACUCCACGCCCAUCCACGUGGCCGAGUACAUGCUGGACGCCGCCCGGAGGCUGCAGCCCAACCUGUAUGUGGUGGCGGAGCUGUUCACGGGCAGCGAGGAGCUGGACAACGUCUUCGUCACCAGGCUGGGCAUCAGCUCCCUGAUCCGAGAGGCCAUGAGCGCGCACAACAGCCACGAGGAGGGCCGGCUGGUCUACCGCUAUGGUGGCGAGCCCGUGGGCUCCUUCGUGCAGCCCUGCCUGCGGCCCCUGAUGCCGGCCAUCGCCCACGCCCUGUUCAUGGACAUCACCCAUGACAACGAGUGCCCCAUCGUGCACAGGUCCGCCUACGACGCCCUCCCGAGCGCCACGAUCGUCUCCAUGGCAUGCUGUGCGAGCGGGAGCACCCGCGGCUAUGACGAGCUGGUGCCGCACCAGAUCUCAGUGGUGGCCGAAGAGCGGUUCUAUACCAAGUGGAACCCGGAGGCCUCGCCGUCGAACCCGGGCGAAGUGAACCUCCAGAGCGGGAUCCUCGCGGCCAGGCGCGCCAUCAACGCCCUCCACCAGGAGCUGGGGGCCGGUGGCUUCCUCCAGGUGUACGUGGACCAGGUGGACGAGGACAUCGUGGCGGUGACCAGGCACUCCCCCAGCAGCCACCAGUCCGUGGUGGCCGUGUGCAGGACCGCGUUCCGGAACCCCAAGACCUCCUUCUACAGCAAGGAGGUGCCCCAGAUGUGCAUCCCCGGUAAGAUCGAGGAGGUCGUGCUUGAAGCUAGAACCAUCGAGAGGAACACAAACCCGUACAAGAAGGACGAGAAGUACAUCAACGGGAUGCCCACCGUCACCGUGGAAAUCAGAGAGCACAUCCAGCUCCACCAGAGUGAGAUUGUGAAACACGCCGGCGUCACCACCAAGGGGCCCCACGAGUUCAUCCAGGAGAUCGAGUUCGAGAACCUGUCUCCGGGGAGCGUCGUCGUGUUCCGCGUGAGCCUGGAUCCCCACGCACAGGUGGCCGUCGGGAUCCUGCGGAGUCACCUGACGCAGUUCAGCCCUCACUUCAAGGCCGGCAGCCUCCUGGUGGACAACUCGGACCCCAUACUGAAAGUCCCCUUCACGUCGGUUUCCUCCUGCACGGCGAUCGGCGGCAGGUGGCUGUCCGCCCACCCGUCCGACCAGCCCCGUGUCCUCAGCAUCGCCUCCAGGCUGACGCUGGCCGAGCUGAACCAGGUGCUGUACCGCUGCGAGGCCGAGGAGCGCGAGGACGGCGGCGGCUGCUACGAGGUGCCCCGCUGGGCGCCGCUCAAGUACGCGGGCCUGCAAGGGUUGAUGUCCGUGUUGGCAGAGAUCAGGCCCAAGAACGACCUGGGGCACCCCUUCUGUGACAACCUGAGAGCCGGCGACUGGAUGAUCGACUACGUCAGCGGCCGGCUCCUCUCCCGAUCGGGAGCUGUGGCCGAGGUGGGCCAGUGGCUGCAGGCCAUGUUCUUCUACCUGAAGCAGAUCCCGCGCUACCUGAUCCCCUGCUAUUUCGACGCCGUGCUGAUCGGCGCCUACACCACGCUCCUGGACGCCGCGUGGAAGCAGAUGUCCAGCUUCGUCCAGAACGGCUCCACCUUCGUGAAGCACCUGGCGCUGGGCUCGGUGCAGAUGUGCGGGGUGGGACGGUUCCCCUGCCUGCCCCAGCUCUCGGCCGCCCUGCCCGACGUGCCCUACCGGCUGAACGAGGCCACGCGGGAGCGGGAGCAGUGCUGCGUGUCCCUGGCAGCAGGCUUGCCUCACUUUUCUUCUGGAAUCUUCCGCUGCUGGGGCCGGGACACUUUCAUCGCGCUGCGCGGCCUCCUGCUGCUCACAGGGCGCUAUGUGGAGGCCAGGAACAUCAUCCUGGCCUUCGCCGGCACGCUGCGGCACGGGCUCAUCCCCAACCUGCUGGGCGAGGGCACGGCCGCCCGCUACAACUGCCGCGACGCCGUCUGGUGGUGGCUGCAGUGCGUCCAGGACUACUGCAGCCUGGCGCCCGGCGGCCUGGGCCUGCUCCGCUGCCCCGUGGCCCGGCUCUACCCCACCGACGCCUCCGCGCCGCUGCCCGCCGGCACCGUGGAGCAGCCGCUGUUCGAGGUGAUCCAGGAGGCUCUGCAGAGGCACCUGCAGGGCAUCCAGUUCCGGGAGCGGAACGCUGGGCCCCAGAUCGACCGCAACAUGAAGGACGAAGGGUUCAGCAUCACGGCCGGCGUGGACGCGGAGACCGGGUUUGUGUUCGGAGGAAACCGCUUCAACUGCGGCACCUGGAUGGACAAGAUGGGGGAGAGCGACCGGGCCCGCAACCGCGGGGUCCCCGCCACACCCAGGGACGGCUCCGCCGUGGAGAUUGUGGGCCUGAGCAAGUCGGCCGUGCGGUGGCUGCGGGACCUUUCCCGGAAGAACAUCUUCCCGUACCGCGAGGUCACGGUGCACAGACACGGAAAGGCCGAGAAGGUCUCCUACGAGGAGUGGGACCGGAGGAUCCAGGAGCACUUCGAGAAGCUGUUCUACGUGUCCGAGGACCCGGCCGACCCCAACGAGAAGCACCCGGAGCUGGUGCACAAGCGGGGCAUCUACAAGGACAGCUACGGCGCGUCCAGCCCCUGGUGCGACUACCAGCUGCGGCCCAACUUCGCCGUGGCCAUGGUGGUGGCCCCCGAGCUGUUCACGGCGGAGAAGGCGUGGAGAGCCCUGGCUGUGGCCGAGGAGAAGCUGCUCGGGCCCCUGGGCAUGCGGACCCUGGACCCAGACGACAUGGUGUACUGCGGGGUGUAUGACAACGCCUUGGACAACGACAACUACAACCUGGCGAAAGGCUUCAACUACCACCAGGGGCCGGAGUGGCUGUGGCCCGUGGGGUAUUUUCUUCGUGCAAAACUGUACUUUUCCAAACUGAUGGGGCCGGAGACCCACGCCAAGACGAUAUUCCUGGUUAAAAACGUCCUCUCCCGGCACUAUGUUCACCUCGAGAGGUCCCCGUGGAAAGGGCUCCCGGAGCUGACCAACGAGCACGGCCAGCACUGCCCCUUCAGCUGCGAGACGCAAGCCUGGUCCAUGGCCACGGUCCUCGAGACGCUCUACGACUUAUAGCGGCCGCGGGGGGCGGGGCAGGGGCAGGGCCUUGUGCGGGGACAGGGUGCGUGAAGGCUUUCCAUGGGCGUCGCACGCAUACGCCACGGGCGCACGGUGAGGUCAAGCCUGUGAACGCCAUGUUUGUCUGUUUCAGUGUACGUAGGUAGCUUUGGUUUGAGCCAGAGAGACAGUCAUCAUUACCAAGGGAGUGUUUUCCUCUCGAAUUCAGUCAGUUCCCUUCGGACGCUCACAGAGAACGCGGGUGCGGCCUGGAGUCUGAGAAAAGAGAAGUCUGCGCGCUCCUGUUUGUUCACCGGGAAAUGCAGUGGGAGGCGGGGACCGCGGGGGACCGCCUGGGCUGUGGUCUGACCGACGGCCUUGCCGUUGGCCGCGGUAUUUCUACGCCUUCCCACUGCAUUCAAUAGCUACUCGGUGACUGGUGAGUUCCGGAAGGUCCCGCCUGUAAUGUGCUCAGAGACGGGGCACCGAGGGUCCUACAUGCUUCUGUUUCUUCACGGAUGUGUUAGUAUGUGCUUUAUCAUUAAUACCCACAGUACAUUUAAUAUCACUGAUGCUAAUGAUGCCUAGGAGAGAGGGGAAAAGCCACUAAGCAUGAGGAAUGGAUUUCCCAAAGAACAGUUUUAUAAAGGUCCGGUUUCCUACGAUGAGAUGGUUUACAUUUUUAAAGCGUAAAAACGGCGGGCCUGCGGGUGAGAGCCUUAAGGGGAAGCGCUGUGCUGACUUCCUAAGGCGGAGCAGCUGUUCUCCGUGUGUGUGAGUGCGGACAGCACAGCGGCCGCGGGUCCCGUGAACCCGGGCCGGCCGUGGAGAGUGCAGCCCGGAGAGGAGUGUCCAUUUAAUGAAAAUAGAGAGGAAUCCCGUGGUUCUCUUUAACUCAGGACCACCAUUUCUGACGUGUCUUCAGCUGUCCUUUCUGGGGGUCAGGUGCCACUCUGUGUCUGUGUGCCACGCAAAUAAAAGCCUUUCCUGCGGGUC
Messenger RNA from Pipistrellus kuhlii (Kuhl's pipistrelle), 5844 nucleotides. It is a transcript of the gene AGL, whose product is annotated as amylo-alpha-1, 6-glucosidase, 4-alpha-glucanotransferase. Lineage: Eukaryota; Metazoa; Chordata; Mammalia; Chiroptera; Vespertilionidae. The coding region runs from base 193 to 4866 and encodes 1557 amino acids. Gene Ontology annotation, molecular function: 4-alpha-glucanotransferase activity; amylo-alpha-1,6-glucosidase activity. The record is from RefSeq and is a predicted model, not a curated record. The transcript has 34 exons. Gene Ontology annotation, biological process: glycogen catabolic process; glycogen biosynthetic process.